CUGUAGGUUACUGUCCCUGUAUAAAACUAUUAUGUCAGUUACCAAACCAAAUACCAACAGCUCAACCAGCCAAGGCAAAGUAAACUCACCCAUCAUUCUGCAUGAUGUGCCCAGUUCAUUGCCCAAGAAAUCUGUUCCGUCGGUUAAACAGACUCGGUUUCCAAAGAAUCAGUUCUAUUGCUUUGCUGGAAGCCAUUAAAGUAAAUUAGAUUCCAUUGCCCAGAGAAUGAAUGUCUGUAUGGGAUAAUAUAUGUUAAUAUACACUAUUAAUAUGAAUAUAUGGGAAUCUGGAAGCUCCAUGGUGCCUGUGUCAUUAAUGAGCUGCAGAGAAAACUCAUUUCCAGACUCGUUGUCCCGUAUUUUAGUUUCCCGGCAGCAGAUCCUGCUGAUAACAAUUAUGUCAGAGCACAAGGACUGGAGUUUUAUGAGGAUCUGGACUUGUCUGUGCUCUUUAUAUCAAGAAGACUGAGACACGAUGAGCAGCAGUCACAUUGGCAAGAGCAGAAGCAGCCGCCAUACGUGGGAAAGGCCUCAGUGUCGCCAUCCAGUGGAGGAGCCCUGAUUUGAACAUGUGAUCGCUGUCUCCCCAUUCAGAAACAUGGAGAAUGUGACCUCAGACUCUGCGGCAAGUAAUUCCUGCACGUUCCAUGAAGAGUUCAAGCAGAUUCUCCUUCCUGUGGUCUAUUCGGUCGUCCUGCUCUUUGGUCUCCCGUUGAACUUCAUUGUUAUCCUCCAGAUCUGCCUGUCCAAGAAACCUCUGACCCGCACGGCCAUCUACACACUGAACCUUGCGGUGGCCGACCUGCUCUACGUGUGCUCCCUCCCGCUCCUCAUUUAUAACUACAUCCAUCAUGACUACUGGCCCUUUGGGGACUUCACCUGCAGGUUUGUGCGUUUUCAGUUCUACACCAACCUGCACGGCAGCAUCAUGUUCCUCACUUGCAUGAGUUUCCAGAGAUACAUGGGCAUCUGCCACCCUCUGUCUGUCUGGCACAAAAAGAAGGGCAAGAAGUUCACGUGGGUGGUCUGUGCCAUUGUUUGGCUAGUGGUGGCCAUGCAGUGUGUGCCGACGUUCAUGUUUGCCUCUACUGGAAUCCAGAGGAACCGGACUGUGUGUUACGACCUGAGCCCCCCAGCCCUGUCUGAGCAGUAUUUUCCAUACGGAAUCACAUUGACUGUCACGGGGUUCCUGAUCCCCUUUAUUUCCAUCCUGGCCUGUUACUGCCGAAUGACCAAGAUCCUCUGCCUGAAGGACGAUCUCAAUGGAGCUCUAGUGCGGCAGAAGAAGGACAAAGCCAUCCGCAUGAUCAUCAUUGUAGUCAUGGUCUUUGCCAUCAGCUUCUUCCCUUUCCACCUCACCAAAACCAUCUACCUGGUGGUUCGCUCUCAGGACGAUGUGCCCUGCCUGGUUCUUCAGACUUUCGCCAUUGUCUACAAAUGCACCAGACCCUUUGCCAGCAUGAACAGCGUCCUGGACCCCAUCCUUUUCUACUUCACCCAACAGAAGUUCCGCCAGAGCACCAAGGUCUUGGUCCAGAGAGUCACCUCCAAGUGGAAGUCAACCUCCUGCGAGAAAACUAAUGGCUGAUAUGGAGUUUCUGAUCCUACUCACCUUUGCCAAGCACUGGAAUUGGGAACCUUGUAGUAGGGUAGAGACUUGGUGGUGAGGUUGCAAAAGGCACUUAAUAUCGGUUUGCUCCUAGUAAGGAGGAGCCAAUUGGUUGAUGGAAGUAAAAAUUAAAUUAAAUGGAUAGAGAACAGCCGAGCUGAACCGGAGCAUUUGUGGUUCCUAAAUACCUUGACUCUUGCCCCAUCUUUAAGAAUGAGUGAGUCUGUCAGCAACUCUUGCAUUGGCCCUGAAUACACUACCAGAAAGGGGACAGCUCACCUUCAUAUUGACUUUUGACAUGAUGUAGACAAUGUCAGUCUAUAGCAUUUUCCAUCCGAGGGCCCAUUUAUCAAAACCCUGGAUACGGGAAGGUCCAUAUGAGGGAGGUUAUGCCUCUCUUCUGAGACGGGGAGAGGGCAGGUUUAGGUCUGGUGCCUAGGGCAGCACUUGAAUUGAAUACAGCCCUAACAGCACUUGCAUCCAGCUGAUCUAUGCACCAGUUCCAGUGCUGUGACUCUAGAGGGGGGCUUGGGGAACAGGGGGGCUACCAGAAGGUCUCAUGGGUGAACUGUGAGUUGUGAUGCACAAGUUACACCUGUGCCUUGUGCCAAGUUUCUUAUAAUUUCAUUGUAAUAAAAGUGGAUACAAAGGUGAACUUCCCCUUUAA
Molecule: messenger RNA, 2276 nt
Organism: Xenopus laevis (African clawed frog)
Lineage: Eukaryota; Metazoa; Chordata; Amphibia; Anura; Pipidae
Gene: p2ry6.L
Product: pyrimidinergic receptor P2Y, G-protein coupled, 6 L homeolog
Exons: 3
Coding region: 599-1588 (329 amino acids)
Biological process (GO): phospholipase C-activating G protein-coupled receptor signaling pathway; G protein-coupled purinergic nucleotide receptor signaling pathway; signal transduction
Cellular component (GO): membrane; plasma membrane
Molecular function (GO): G protein-coupled UDP receptor activity; G protein-coupled purinergic nucleotide receptor activity; G protein-coupled UTP receptor activity
Source: RefSeq, a predicted model, not a curated record